This is a messenger RNA of Drosophila navojoa, 1241 nucleotides long. It is a transcript of the gene Phyhd1, whose product is annotated as Phytanoyl-CoA dioxygenase domain containing 1. NCBI's taxonomy places the organism in Eukaryota, Metazoa, Arthropoda, Insecta, Diptera, Drosophilidae. The record is from RefSeq and is a predicted model, not a curated record.
UUUGAAAAAGGCAAAACAGUUUUGAAACGUACGCGAAACAGAGCAAAACGUUCGCUGUCCAACUGUGGAGAAACGCCUCAACAGAGAAGUGUACGGCGAUAUUUGGGCGAAGAAAGAAAACAAGAAAACCGAAAUACAAUUUGUUGAUUAAUUCCAAAAGCAACAAAAUACACAACAAGCAACACAAACUGAAGCACAAUGCACAGCAAACUUUUGGAUGAGUUUAACGAGAAUGGCUACGUUGUCAUAGAGGACUUCCUGAAGCCCGAGGAGGUGGAGACACUGUAUCAGGCGGGGCGGGCUCUGUGCCUGGAUGCGCCACAGUCGAAUCGGAAGAUCUUCAGCACCGUCAAGGCGGAGGAUGCGCACAGCAAGGAGCUGUAUUUCUUGGAGUCGGGCGACAAGGUACGCUACUUCUUCGAGCAGGGCGCCAUUGGAGAUGAGGGUCAGCUGGUUGUAGAUCCGAUGAUCGCAUUGAACAAGGUGGGCCAUGCGCUGCAUGUGGAGCAUCCGACCUUCAACGCGUUGACCUUCAGCAACCGUGUUAAGGAGAUCUGCUGGCAGCUGAACUUCAAUAGGCCGGCCGUCUGCCAGAGCAUGUACAUCUACAAGAAUUCCGGCAUUGGCGGCGAGGUGACACCACACCAGGACUCCUGGUUCCUGCACACAGAGCCCAACUCGGCGGUGGGCUUCUGGUUCGCUCUAGAGGACUGCACCCUGCAGAACGGCUGCCUGCAGUUCAUCAAGGGCUCGCACAAGAGCGGAGUGCACCGUCGCUACGUGCGCAAUCCCGACACGAACGCCUCGGAGCUGAUGGUCUACGAUCGCGCUUCGCCCAUCUAUCCCCAGUCGAGCUUCACGCCGCUCCAAGUGAGCAAAGGCACCUGCAUCGUCAUCCACGGCAAUGUGGUGCACAAGAGUGAGCCGAAUCGCUCCCAGAAGAGCCGCCACGCCUACACCUUUCAUGUGAUUGAGACUGAAAACAAUGUGAAGUAUUCCGAGGACAACUGGCUGCAGGCGCCGCAGGACAAGCCAUUCCCUGUGCUCUUCGAGCGCAAGGCCUAGUAGCCAAACGGAAUUGAAUUAAUUGAGAUUGUAUCACAAAUUGAUGCUGACUUCGGUAUUUUUGCUUAUAAGAUUGAGAGUGAGUUAUUUGAAUGACUAUGAUAUCGCCAUAUAUUUUAAGUUGUUGUACAUGACAUGAGUUUUAUGAUACUAUAAUAAAUCAAGCCUAAUAUGUA